Rotaria sp. Silwood1 is the source of this 7374-nucleotide messenger RNA. The record is from the annotation of a GenBank genome assembly. NCBI's taxonomy places the organism in Eukaryota, Metazoa, Rotifera, Eurotatoria, Philodinida, Philodinidae.
AUGGAAAAAUCACCUUUUUAUUUAACAUUUAAUUAUAAUGAUAAACAAAUAAUCAAUAAAAAUUUUACAAUAACAACUGAAUUAUAUUAUGAUAAACGUACAUCAAUUAAUUGUGAAAAUAAUCAAUAUAGAUUAUGUCUUGUUGAAUUAUCAUUACAAAUACAAUCUGAUAUAAUGUCAAUAAAAUUUUGGUGUCAACCACCAGCAUUUUUAUUUGAAGAUUUUAAUCAAUUUUCAAGAUUUCAUACUUGUAUACUACCUAUAAUUGAUGCUACUCAACAACCAUCUAUAACUAUGAUAAUUAAUUCAUAUGAUAUAGGAAAAAUUAUUCCAUUAACUAUAGCUAAUUUUACUUAUUUACCAGAAUAUUAUAUUGAAAAAAAUUCUGAAAUACCAAUUUUGAUUUUCAAUAAUGAAAAUCUUCUUUCAAGAAAUGUUCGUUAUGUAGUGAGUGAAAAUGAUGAUGCUAUUGAAAGUGAGCUUGAUGAUCCUGAUUGUAUAAUGGAAAAAAUAAAUCGAACUAAUGGAUAUUCAAAUCAAGAUGAUCAAUCUAAAGAUGAUGAACCUGAUGAAACUGCUGUACCUGUUGAUUUUGCAUCUGACAUAAUACCAGAGGAUGAUCGUAAUCAACCGAUAGGUGAAUAUGAUGAUUCAUUAGCAGUCAAUUGUACUGCAGGUGGUCCACUUUAUGGUCAUCCAAAUGUUGAAUGGAUUCGAGUAGCUAAUGCAUCACAUUUUAUAAUUGAUCAACGUAUUAAUCGUAAUGUUGAUCCUGAUAGUGAUGGUAUUGAUUUUCCUAAAAUGGAUACAUAUAUAUUACAAAUACGAAUGAUACCAUAUGUAUUUUUACAAUAUGUUUCUGUGCCAGCAAGUAAUGUUAUUUUAUUAUAUGUUGUGGUUCAUUAUGAUUCUGGACGAAGACAUAAUGCUUAUCAUUCAAAAGUUGAACAAAGUCCUGUUGUUGAAAAUUUUUUAGCUAAAGAACCAACAAGAUUUUUUGAAGUAUAUCUUAAUGCAACUGAUGAUGGUUUACCACCUAGUGAUGUUACAUUAGAUAUUGGUUAUUGUAUAGCACCAAAACAUAAACAUCCGAUUAUUGUUGAUUCAGAUAGUUCGUCCGAUCUGUUGACUGGAACAAUUGAUGUUGAUGCUAACGUUGGUGGUUCAAUAUCUUCAUUGGUUCCUAAAACAAUCAUUAAUCCAAGUGUAGCGUCGGAUACUUUGAUACCAUCACAAAGUCAGCUAGACACUGUCGAUGUUAGUAUUAAUGUUGCUCCUGUAACUCAGCCAAUAGUCGUUGAUGAAGCACACAUACCAUCUAUUAAUUAUGAAGCUCAAGAACCAACGAGUGUACGUAAACCCUCCGAUUCUCUUGUUGAAACAGUAGAUGUUAGUGUUAGUAGUAGUGAUUCUGGAUAUGUACCAUCAGAAACUCGUGGAGCCGAAGAAAGUUCACCUUCACUACAAAUCCUUUCUCAAGUACCAGUAGUCCAAAUGGUAGAUAAUGUUGAUACGUCUUUGGCAAUUAAUAAUCAAGAUGAAUUAAACGAUAUGCAAGUAAAAUCGCCAGCACUUGUUGCUACAAUUGAUCUGAGUGUAUCUGGUGAUCUUUCAAACAAACCGUACUCAACAGAUGCUGUCUCAUCACCAUCACUUGUAUUCAAUGGUUUACUACCAAUGACGACAUCACAAGUUCCAGCAAACUAUUUUUGUUAUAAUAAUCUUCAAAUUGUUGGCAAUAUCAAUGUACAAAAUAUAUUUCAUAUCAAUAGUCCACAACAAACUCCCAUCUCUGAUAUUAUCAACUCACAAUCGGAAUCAACAGGUUAUUCAUUUUCAUCAUUUCACUAUCCUUAUCAUACGAUAGUCAUUAAUCUACGAGUUAAUAUCUAUGUUCAUACACUUACACUUGGACCACAAUCUAAUGUACAAAGAUAUGGUUUACGAUUAUAUAAUCCUUUGAGAAAUGUUGAUGAUACAUAUUAUUCAUCAAUAAUUCCUGGAUCGAAUAAUCAACCAGCUAUAGUUGGAAUUCCAUUAGCGAAAGUUGCUAUUCGUUUAUAUUUGAAUUUAUAUACAACAAAUGAUGGUAGACCACCAAGUAAUAUUAAAAUUAUGAUUAAUGCUUGUUUUGAUUUAUCAUCGAUAAGUAGUGGAAGUAGUCCAAUGAUAGGUGGUCAAUACUAUCGUAGUCCAAGUAUUUCACAAAUUCCUACAGGAAUACAACAACAACCUUAUUAUGAAAGUCCUGUUGAUUCAGGAAUGUCAAUGCCUAUGAUGAAUGUCGCCCAAUCAAGCAACAUCAAUCUGCAUUUGAAGGUUAAUAGCAUACCAUCAAGCUCUGGUCCUCUUGAAACUAGUGAUGGUAGAGGUGUUUCUCCUAGUCUUCAAGUAUCAUACGAUACAAAUGUUGAGUCGAUGGCAGUUAAUAAUAUAGCUCCAUCAAUAACAAUGCUAGUUGAUGCUUCUAGCAAUGAUCCUAAAAAUAUUGCCUAUGAUAGAUCGAUUGGUAUGCAAACACCAUCACCAUCACUCACUGAAUCUCUUGAUAUUAAUGUUAAUAUGGAAGUUCCAGCAAUACCGUCAUCAGACAGUUAUUAUUCGUCAGCUGUUGAACAACCACGUUCACCGACCGUGUCCUAUUAUUCAAGUUUAGUAUUAUCCCAACCAUCAAAUGUAUUAAAUAAUUUACCAUCAAUGACGACAUCACAAGUUCCAGCAAGCUAUUUUUGUUAUAAUAAUCUUCAAAUUGUUGGUAAUAUCAAUGUACAAAAUAUAUUUCAUAUCAAUAGUCCACAACAAACACCUAUCUCUGACAUUAUCAACUCACAAUCGGAAUCAACAGGAUAUUCAUUUUCAUCAUUUCACUAUCCUUAUCAUACGAUAGUCAUUAAUCUACGAGUUAAUAUCUAUGUUCAUACACUUACACUUGGACCUCAAUCUAAUGUACAAAGAUAUGGUUUACGAUUAUAUAAUCCUUUGAGAAAUGUUGAUGAUACAUAUUAUUCAUCAAUAAUCCCUGGAUCGAAUAAUCAACCAGCUAUAAUUGGAAUUCCCUUAGCAAAAGUUGCUAUUCGUUUAUAUUUGAACUUAUAUACGACAAAUGAUGGUAGACCACCAAGUAAUAUUAAAAUUAUGAUUAAUGCUUGUUUUGAUUUAUCAUCGAUAAGUAGUGGAAGUAGUCCAAUGAUAGGUGGUCAAUACUAUCGUAGUCCAAGUAUUUCACAAAUUCCCACAGGAAUACAACAACAAUCCUACAUUGGAAGUUAUAAUGCUCCAGCAUUGUCAGGACCAGGUGUUUCAAGGGAAAAUAUUGUUGAAACUGUAAAUAUUGUAGGAAGUAUCGAUUCGAAUGUUCGUACACCAUAUGAUGAAAGUGGUAGUUCGUCUGCACAAAAUAAUAAUGCUCCGGAUUUAAUAAUUGCAACUGAUUCUGUUGACAGCGGUCCAAUACGAUCGGAACCAUUCAUUGCAAAUGUUGAUGUUAAUGUUGAAAUCAGUGAAUCAUCUGUGCCAUCAAUGCAAAUGCAAUAUCCCAAUCUUCCUCAAACAAUGCUCACUUCUGCUAUAUCUCAUUAUCAUAGUCCAAUGCUACAGUCAUCAUCAAAUGUACUGAAUAAUUUGCCAUCAAUGACGACAUCACAAGUUCCAGCAAACUAUUUUUGUUAUAAUAAUCUUCAAAUUGUUGGUAAUAUCAAUGUACAAAAUAUAUUUCAUAUCAAUAGUCCACAAGAAACUCCCGUCUCUGAUAUUAUUAACUCACAAUCGGAAUCAACAGGUUAUUCAUUUUCAUCAUUUCACUAUCCUUAUCAUACGAUAGUCAUUAAUCUACGAGUUAAUAUCUAUGUUCAUACACUUACACUUGGACCUCAAUCUAAUGUACAAAGAUAUGGUUUACGAUUAUAUAAUCCUUUGAGAAAUGUUGAUGAUACAUAUUAUUCAUCAAUAAUUCCUGGAUCUAAUAAUCAACCAGCUAUAAUUGGAAUUCCAUUAGCAAAAGUUGCUAUUCGUUUAUAUUUGAACUUAUAUACAACAAAUGAUGGUAGACCACCAAGUAAUAUUAAAAUUAUGAUUAAUGCUUGUUUUGAUUUAUCAUCGAUAAGUAGUGGAAGUAGUCCAAUGAUAGGUGGUCAAUACUAUCGUAGUCCAAGUAUUUCUCAAAUUCCUACAGGAAUACAACAACAACCUUAUUAUGAAAGUCCUGUUGAUUCAGGAAUGUCAAUGCCUACAAUGGAUGUCGCUCAGUCAAAUAAUAUUGUUGGAGCUGUGGAUGUCUCAAUUAUCGAUUCAAGUUUAUCAACUAGUAAUCGCGUACCAUCACCACCACUGAUAGCAACAAUCGAUAUAAGUGAAACUGUUGGUCGACAGCCUGGUUCAUUUGGACCGAUGCCUUCACCAAACAAACCAGUACCAUUUUCUCGUACACCUGGUCAAUGUUUUGAUCAAAUUCUUAUUAUCGGUGGUUCACAUAUAACUAUGAUUCGAUCACGCAAUCCUGCACAUCAAGUCGUUGGACCAGAGAUAAAUUUUGGUGGUACUGGUUAUACAUUUUCAUCACCAAGUGAUACUUAUGAAUUUGAAGUACAUUUUGCUCAACCAUUCACAAUGAAAUAUAUAUUUAUACCAUCUUCGGCUAAUGUAGAAAGUUUUAAAGUAGAAGCUUCACAUGCUGGAAUGUUAGGUGUAUUUACUUCUACGAAUACAAAAGAUGGUUUAGUUGUAGAUGGUUUUCCAACAAUGCUAGUUUCUAUGUUAGUAAUUACAAUCAUUCAUACUACUGAUGGAUACUUACCAAGUCAUAUUACACUUAGUAUUGGUGUCUGUAAUCCAAUUUAUUCGCCAUCGAAUGAAGGUAAUGAAGCUCCUGAAAUGACUGAUUGUACACCUCAAUUACGUUUACUUGGCAAUCCAAAACAAGUAACACGAGUCGAUAUUAAAACUGCAACAAUGCAUAUCAAACCUAAUAAUUUAAUUAAUCCAAAUCAAGAUGGAAUGGAUUUUCUUACAACAGAAGAAUAUAUAAUUGAUAUUGUAUUGAGUAGAACAAUGUCAAUAGAUUCUAUAACACUUAAUCCUUUAACUAAUGUUGAUAGUUUUAAAAUUCAAUGUCAUAAUUCUCAUGGUUAUUAUCUUGAAAUUAAAUCUAUAAUUGGUUCGAAAACUAUUAAUGGUCUUGCUAAUACACAAGCAAAUUUAAUAAGAAUUAUUCUUCUUGGUACAGAAGAUGGUAAUCCACCUAAUCAUAUAUCAAUUAAAAUAGCUGCUUGUAUUCCAACAAGUUUACCAAAAAUUAUGAGAAGUCCAUUCAAACAUGAACUUAUAACCAAACGAAGAAAACCAUCGAAAUUAAAUAAAAAUCGUUUUGAUGUUCUCGAAGACCAAUUGACAAUGACAUAUACAGAACAACAAGUUCCAAUAUCAGAAGAACAAUUUCAACUUGACUCACAAUCACCAACAUCUGUACAACUAACAGCAAACGUUGAUGUACAACCAAUUCAAGAACCUGACAUGGAUAUAUUACCAUCACCUAUUCUCGCACAACCAUCAUCAAAUAUCGAAUAUCAACCAUUAAUAAACUCACAAUCACAAUAUAUACAAAAUCAAAUUCCAGAAAGAAAUAUUCAGUCACAGACAAAUAUAGUGGUGGAAAUAAUUCAACAACCAGUGAUUCAAACACAAUCAUCACCAAUUAUCGUACAGCCAAUAGUGAGUCCAGUCGAAUUACCAAUACGAACACCGAUUGUGGAGCAAUUUCAACAGCCAAUGGUGCCGUCUAUAUCUACUCAAAUUAUUGUCGAAACGCCCAAUCCUGUGAUUUUAACACAGCCAAAUAAUAUUAUGGCACAAUCGACGCUUGAAGCAAGUGUUCAAACCAUUCCAUCACCGAUUAUUCCUGUACCUUUAAUAGUUCAAAUAUUACCAUCGCCAACACUUGUUGGUACACGUACUUUUGAUCAGCCACCAUCGAUCGACACCGAAGUGUCCGUUGUCAUUCAACAACAACAACAACAACAGCCGAUUAUAUCACCUCAAUCACCAUCGGCAGUUAUAAGAACGAUCUUUAGUGAGAUACAAUCUGCUCCACAAGCAACCAUCGUUACACUACCAUCACCAGUGAUUGAUGCACCUAGAAUUGAAGCAUCAGCAACUAUUUCAAUUGUCGAACAGCCUGUCAAUAUUCAGAGGAUAGUUGACAAUCGACCACAACAAGCAAUCAUCUCGCCAUCUUUGCCGAUGGUUAUUGUAGAAACUAUCUUUAGUCCAAUACGAUUAGCUCCUCAAGAAACAAUUCUUACAAUGCCUUCACCACUAAUUAAUGCGCCUAUCGUUGAAACAUCAGCAUCGAUUUCAAUUACUGAACAGUCAAUUAGAAGCCAACUUGUUCCCAGUUUUCAACAACGACCAGUGAUUGAGUCUCCUACUCCAACAGUUGUCAUCAGUACUAUCUUUAGUUCGAUUCUACCAGCACCGCAAGCAACUGUUCUUACAUGUCCAUCACCUAUAAUUGAUGCACCUCAAGCCGUUGAAAUAUCUGCAACUAUUCAAGUUGUUGAGAAGCCUGUUAUUUAUCAGCCUUCGCCGUCUAUAUCACCGCCGGCUAUCAUAAGAACGAUUUUUAGCGAAAUACAAUCGGCUCCGCAAGAAAUAAUUGUCACAAUCUCAUCACCUAUUAUAGAAUCAUCUCCAAUAGUUCGUACAUCAGAGACAAUAUCUAUUGUCGAUAAACCCCAAGUAUAUCAAACUGUACCGAUUGAUUUUCAACCAAAAGUCUUAAUACAAGAACAACAGCAAAUCAUAUCACCUGCUGUAACGCAGCCUGAUGUGAUACCUUCUUUGUCAGAAGUGGCCAUAAGAGUUACCUAUAGUUCGCCAAUAAUCGAAAUACAACAACAACAGCCGGUUAUUCCAUCUCCUAGUACAAUUAAUAUUAUAAGACCUAUACCAAAUCCGAGAAUUCAAGUUCCAGUCUAUGACACUUUAUCAUCACCAAUUAUCACACCAAGUCCAUCAAUUGCUGUUGUUUCUAGUUAUGCUCAACCAAUAGAUCAACAACCUGCUAUUGAAGAACGUUUCCCAAGUGAAAUACUUUCAUCUCUAUCUAUUGAAAUUCAAGCACCAAAGAUACGUAUGAUACCUUCACCGAUCAUUUCACCACCUAUAAUAGCGACAGAUCCACACGUUCCUUUAUCAAUUCCAUCUUCUGGAAUACGUACUGAAAUGUGCAAUUGUCAAUGUCCAAUCAGUGGAUUUGUACCAAUAGUUUAUAAUAAUCGUCAACAAAGUUGUACCAUUGGUACGAGACGAAAACGUCGAGAUCGUCAUUUUAUUGAUGAUGAUGAUGACGAUGAUCAUUAUUUCAGACCAAUUAACUAA